AUGAACUGGUUUCGGCAAUUCACCUCACGCCAGACACACACAUCCUCGACACCUAUUCCCACCCGGUCGCAUAUCAAUCCUACCCUAAGCCAAGGAAUAUUGAUCUCAGACUGUGAUGAGGAUAGCAUUUAUCACUACACAUCUGGACGAUGGCUUUGGAAUGAGAAGGAACAGUUAUCCCGUCGCUAUGUUAAGUUCAAUCUGGCAGAGCUCGUCCAGAUCGCAACCCACGCGACAGGUUCAAAAUCUUUCGUCGAAGUGCAGAAGCUCCCCGAGGGGAAUUUUUGCAAGGUUUUACUACUCAAGACGGAAGAUGGCAAGGAAGUGAUUGCAAAGCUCCCGAAUCCUAAUGCUGGAUCCCAAUACUUUACCACAGCCAGUGAGGUGGCCACCAUGGAUUAUGUGCGGAGUGUACUAAAUGUUCCGACUCCAACGGUGUAUGCCUGGAGCCCCUCUACUGAAGAGAUUGGAGCCGAGUAUAUCAUUAUGGAACGAAGCCGUGGAGUUGAACUUAGCAAGCUGUGGGAUGAUAUACCUGGUCCUGAUAAACUUCAGAUUGUUCGGCAACUUGUUGGAUUUGAGAAAACACUUGUAUCCACUCGAUUUCCCGUGUAUGGGAGCAUAUAUUAUGCAGAUAACCUGUGCAAUCCCCACCCAAACCAGAUGAUUGAGCUUGGGCCUAAAAAGAACACCGUUGGAGCGGCAUUUGUGGUUGGUCCGACCACAAAUCGAACGUUCUUCGAUGAUGGCAGAAAUGCCGUUGAUCCUACUGCUCAACGAAAACAAGAAACACUGCAAAAUUUCAUCAAGGUUGUCAAGUCUCUGUCGCCGAAAGACAAAGAAAUAUCUAAGCCUGUUCUGUGGCACCCCGAUCUACAUGGGGACAACAUCUUUGUGAACCCCGACCAGCCAACAGAGAUUCUUUCCAUCAUCGAUUGGCAGGCCGUGAAUUUGUCACCUCUAUUUCUUCAAGCUCGCCAUCCAGCUCUGAUAGAAUUCGAGGGACCCAUCCCUGAGGGACUGCAGUCAAUCAGUCUGCCCAACAAUUUCGAUGAGCUCAGCCCAGAAGAGCAGCUCAAAGCGAAGAAGCUCCGUGCUGCUCAGUCUCUAUACAAGCUCUAUGACAUUCAGAUGAUCCAGGACUGCCCUGAGAUUGCAGCUGCUCUAACCUUCAAAAACUCGCUUGCUGGCCAAAUCGCAGGCCUUUCGGGCUCUCUCUUCAGUGACGGGAAACCUGUUGUUCAAGGCAUGCUCAUAAAACUUCAGGAAGAGUGGGCGACUCGUGUUGGAUCAUCCAUUCCCUGUCCAAUUUCUUUACCGAGGAGCAUGAGGAACAGCAGAGAAAGGACGAGGCAAAGUGGGCUAGUGGUGUUGAGCUAA
Penicillium digitatum Pd1 is the source of this 1380-nucleotide messenger RNA. Its product is annotated as phosphotransferase family protein. Gene Ontology annotation, cellular component: mitochondrion. NCBI's taxonomy places the organism in Eukaryota, Fungi, Ascomycota, Eurotiomycetes, Eurotiales, Aspergillaceae. The record is from RefSeq and is a predicted model, not a curated record.